AGUUACAGCGAGUUACAAAUGACUAUCAUGUUGGAAGCAGGCAGGUUGUAAACUCGACAGGCAAAAAGCAAAAAAAAAAGAAAUGUAAGGAGCGUUGAGGAGACAGAGACAGAGAUGGGGCUAUUAAAUCACGAGCUCCGCACAUCCUCUUAACAAAACAAAAACAAAUGGGAGAAACAGAGCUGGUGACUUGAGUUCCAAUCGUUAGGAGGGCGGUUGCCUGGAUGAUACUGAACGCAAAUUGUGUUCUAAAAAAACUUAACUUUGUUUUUUUGGGGGACCUGGAAUAUAGAAAUUUAAAAUAGAAGCAUGCUUCCAAAGUUUGGCCGGUUUUCUCUAAGCAGGAAGCUAACCCAUGGGAUGUUGUAGCUGGAGUGCCUGGUUCCAUCUCGGCUUUUCGAGGGCGCCUCUCUUCCUGACCAUGAUCAUAGUCCUCACCUAUUUUGUCUACUGUCUGACGGGCUACUGCGAGACCAUGCCGAGCCCUAUAGCAGGCUCUUCCCCGCAUCAGCAGCAAGCGGCUGGGGAGCCAGGGCGAGCCCGGAGCGGGAAGCCGGUGCAGUAUCAGUCCGCUCUCCCUGCCCUUUCCACCGGCCAGGGGCAGGCAGUUACAGCCGCCGCCAACAUCUCGGUCUUCAACAGCUUUGGAACACAGAAAUUCCCCCAGGCCGUUAUCAUCGGGGUGAAGAAAGGAGGCACCAGGGCUCUGCUGGAGUUUUUACGCAUUCAUCCCGAUGUCAGGGCGGUGGGCGCUGAGCCGCACUUCUUCGAUAGAAACUACGAGAGGGGACUGAACUGGUACAGAAAUCUGAUGCCUCGCACACUGGAAGGCCAGAUCACCAUGGAGAAGACUCCAAGUUAUUUUGUCACUAAGGAAGCCCCGAAGCGCAUCUUUUCUAUGUCGAAAGAGACCAAACUGAUUGUGGUGGUCAGGAACCCUGUGACCAGAGCUAUUUCGGACUACACACAAACGCUGUCCAAGAACCCGGGAGUGCCGAACUUUCAAAUGCUGACAUUCAAAAACAUGAGCACGGGCCUCAUUGACACAUCGUGGAGUGCUAUCCGCAUUGGGAUCUAUGCCAAGCAUCUGGAGAACUGGCUUCAGUACUUCCCCCUGUCCAAAAUUCUCUUUGUAAGUGGGGAGAGGCUCGUGACCGAUCCAGCUGGUGAGAUGGGCCGCGUGCAGGACUUCUUGGGCCUUAAGAGAGUCAUUACUGACAAACACUUCUAUUUUAAUGAAACCAAGGGCUUUCCUUGCCUGAAAAAGCCGGAGGGUAGCAGCCGGCCCCGUUGCCUCGGCAAAUCUAAGGGAAGGACUCACCCCAAAAUCGAUGUGGACGUUGUUCUUCGGCUCAAAGACUUCUACAGGCCAUUUAAUCUGAAGUUCUACCAGAUGACAGGCCAUGACUUUGGCUGGGAGUAAGUCACCACUUCUCAAGCCCAACAAUUAAACUGGCUUCCAAAGCAAGCGACCUUGUUGAUUUUUAACUUGUCGCUGAGUGCAGAAUUUGCCAUAAAAUCGAAUCAAUUUGCCUUUCUUUUUCGAGAGCAUACAUUGAACCUUUCAGACCAAGCCCUCAUGCUGGAUGUUUGAAAAAGAAAGAUACAAAAAUGGCAAAUACAAACAAAGGAAAUCUCUUAGGAAUUAAAAGAAAAAUCUGUAACUGCUCUCUGAUUCCUGGAUGGUAUUGGGAACUAACCGAAAGACCUUUAUCACUCCAGAAAUGUCUGACACAAAGAGUAGUUGUCAGUGAUUGUGACAUUCAGAAAAAAAGCAGUAAUGCUAGGCCUUUCCUGAAACAAACAUUUCUGAAACCUCUAUUUGCAGUCAUGGUAUUGUCCAAGGCAGGUGGCAUUUAUUAUGAAGCAUGUUGAAUUAAAUACUAACCCUGCCAAACAAACAGUCUUGAAGGUGUAGAGAUCUGACUCUGAAUUGCAGCACUGAUUUACCAUAAUCAAACACUAAAAUGUAAAAACUACAUAUCUCCUGGAUUCACCAUUUGCUUGGUGCUUUAGUAACUUCCUAUCUAUCUUUUUUUUCAAUUUACGAGCUAUCUACCUAAUUAGUAGUGAUUUUCUUUUUCUCUCCUGUUACAAUCUGUUCGAUGUUAAACAUGUUUUGCAUCCAUGGUAUUUUCCAUUAUGAGAUCCUGGAAAAAGAGAUUAUGUUUAACAUUACAGCGGACAAUAAAAACAUGUACACAGAAUAUGGAUCAUGCCCCUCUCUAGAACAAAUUCACUGUUCAGGGUUGGACUGCCCAGACCCAUUUAUUAGCCACCCGUCCACUGGGAUUGCUUCAAUUGUAAUUGUCUGGGAUGGUUAGAGGUGGUAUUUGAAAUCCAAAUUCACUGUAAUUGUGCAAUCUUAAACUUCUAGGAGGAGAGGAAUCACACUUGAUUUAAAUUGACCCCAUUUUAGUCACUACAUUUGCAGCUAAGCUGUAUAUCUUAUUCUUAAGCUCUUCUGACUAUAGAAUAUUAAAGAGAAAAUCACAUCAUUUUACUUUUUGCACUUGGCAUUUCACAUAGAGUCAUGCAUCUGGCCACAUCGUUUGAAAGCUCAUUGCUACAGAUUGGCAAGCAUUCAGAGAUAGUCCAUUGAUGUCUGUUUGUUAGACUAGAGAAAGGCAGUUGCACACCAUCAAAUAUGCUGAAAAAAGUGAAUAGAGGUUUGAACACAUUAAUCCGAAUUUAAUUUGGUUUCCUGUGACCCGAGCAAGUACCAAUGCUUGAUCCAGCACUUCGGACAAGAGAACAAGCUGGGACUCUGAAAGACUAGCAGUUUAAUUUUACUGCUUGCCACUGAGUAAAAUCGCAGUGAGAUUACACAAAUUCAUAUUCCAUAUUAUGAUGAAGGUUUUUUUUCACAAGUAUAGAUUUGUAUCUCUAUUUAUUCAAUCACGGGCAAGUGGCUUCAACCUAACCUCCUCCUUUCCAUAAAGGUAGAGAAAAGAAUGCUUCAUUAAUUUGAAUAUUGUUGCCCUCUGUAGGCUGAGUCCAAUUUAGUCCAGCGCUGAAACCCAUUACAGUUACAGAAAUUCCCCAAGAAGAGCAAUUUCACUGAAAUACAAGCUCGUCUUUCCUGACAGUUCUUUCUUGCUGUUUAGCAAACCUUCCCUGCUUUCUGAAAGAAUGCAAAGCAGAGAUGGACAGUGGAUAUGCCAUUCGGGUUCAAGUUACCAAUCUGCAGCAGGUUUAAUCUGUCUUCACAUUUUCAUCUCGAUCAGGUGUGAAUAAAAGUCUACUUCAUGGUAUUACGUUUUCUCAUCUUCAAAAACAAGUGCAGCCAUUUGUAGAUGGUUAACAAGUACCUUUCUUGUCGCUAAUAAGUUAGCAACCCACAUGAUCUGGCCUCACGAACAAUAACUUUGCCCCUCAAUGCUACAGUUGCUGUAACUGCUUCGAGAAAUGCAUUUUAUGGUUGAAACCUUUCACAUGUUUCAUCAUGUCACAAGCCAAUGGACAAAAGAUACCAAACCGAAAAGUUCUGGCUUUCCUUUGUUGGUUUUAUACUUUAAACUGUUAAUUGAUAUUGAUACAGUUUACUAUUGUAUUCAUAAUGUAUGGUUAAGAGUAACUAAUAUAAUUUUGUUCAACUAAAGUCCCUGUAUGUUUUGCAACAAGCUUACUACUUACAUUUUUGUGGAUUUUCAUUAUUUUAGUACAGUUUACUUAACACUGUGCCUAUAUAUAUAGUAAUUAUUUCUGUUGGGCAGAUAAUUGAGGCUCUCAAGUCAUUACUCACCACGAUGUAUAAGAAGUUAUUCUAAGUAAUAUUUUCCCAUUGUUAUAUAUGGACUGAA
This is a messenger RNA of Stegostoma tigrinum, 3803 nucleotides long. RefSeq names its product heparan sulfate glucosamine 3-O-sulfotransferase 3A1-like. The coding region runs from base 356 to 1423 and encodes 355 amino acids. The transcript has 2 exons. Gene Ontology annotation, molecular function: [heparan sulfate]-glucosamine 3-sulfotransferase activity. NCBI's taxonomy places the organism in Eukaryota, Metazoa, Chordata, Chondrichthyes, Orectolobiformes, Stegostomatidae. The record is from RefSeq and is a predicted model, not a curated record.